CCAUUUAGCUAAUAUGAGUGGAUGUCACAAUUUGGGGGAGAACGUUCAAAUGAAGGUGAGUCAGUGACCUCAAACGGCUGGCUAACAUCAGGUUUUCGUGCCGGUACCAUGUUGACUGGUGUGUUCAGACUGCAUGGCCUGGUGGUGGCGUCCCACCCAUGGGAGGUGAUCGUGGGCACUGUGGUCCUCACCGUGUGCCUUAUGUCCAUGAACAGCCUGGCCGCCACUAACCAGGUCUGCAGCUGGAACGAGGACUGUCCAAAACUUCAGGAGAGAAUCCUGAGCAGUGACAUCAUCAUUCUAACAGUCACUCGCUGCAUGGCCAUCAUUUACAUCUAUAUCCAGUUCCAGAAUCUUCGACAGCUUGGCUCCAAAUACAUACUUGGUAUUGCAGGAUUUUUCACGGUGUUUUCCAGCUUGGUUUUCAGCACGGUGGUAAUCCACUUUCUGGGGAAAGAGUUGACGGGCCUAAAUGAAGCACUCCCGUUUUUUCUCUUGCUCAUCGACUUGUCCAAGGCGUGCGCCCUGGCCAAGUUCGCCCUCAGCUCAAACUCUCAGGAGGAAGUGAGGGAAAACAUCUCCCAGGGCAUGGCCAUCCUGGGCCCCACGUUCACCCUGGACGCCCUGGUGGAGUGCCUGGUCAUUGGCAUAGGCACCAUGUCAGGAGUGCCCCAGCUGGAGAUCAUGUGCUGCUUCGGGUGCAUGUCUGUUCUGGCCAACUACUUUGUCUUCAUGACCUUUUUCCCUGCCUGUGUGUCUCUGGUCCUGGAGUUAUCCAGGGAGAGCCGGGAGGGGCGCCCGAUCUGGCAGCUGAGCCACUUUGCCCGCGUGCUGGCUGAGGAGGAGGACAACAAGCCCAACCCAGUCACCCAGAGGGUCAAGAUCAUCAUGUCUCUGGGCUUGGUCCUGGUCCACGCCCACAGUCACCUGGCCACGGAGAACUCGGGCCAGAACCGUACCACGGAGGGGCAGAUGAUCAAGAGGCUGGAUCCCAAUAACAGCCUGUGGCCUCUGUCUGUGUUCAGUAUGGACCUGGAGCAGGUGAUAACCCUCGCGCUGGCUCUCCUCCUGGCCGUCAAAUACAUCUUCUUCGAGCCGACCGAGACCGACUCCCCCUUGUCCCUGAAGAGCCCCAUCGCCAGCCCCCCUCCAGCCGUGGCCCAGCGGGGGGUGGAGGACUGCUGCAGGAGGGAGCCAGCCCCCCACAAGGCCCCACAGAGGACAGCCGGCACCCCCGCCCCGAGCCCAGGGGCAGAGCCUCCCUCGGGGGGCUCCGCAGGCGAGGCGACAGGCCCUCGUCUGGUGGUCCCGCCCCAGCAGAACGGACCCUGUUGUCCCGGCUCCCGUGUUGCUGCCGCCGCUUCGCCCCGCUCCCCCGCACCUCCCCCAUCCUCCCCCGCACCUCCCCCAUCCUCCCCCCGCCCCCUGGAGGAAUGCCUAGCCAUCCUGUCGGACCCAGAGAGGGGCGCCCGUUCCCUUAGCGACGCAGAGGUCACGCUGCUGGUGACCUCCAGGAACAUCCCGACCUAUAAGCUGGAAGCCGUCAUGGAAACGCCAGAGAGGGGCGUGGCUAUCCGAAGAGAAAUGCUGUCGUCCAAGCUGCCCGACCCCUCCGCCCUGGUCGGCCUGCCAUACAAGGGCUACGACUUUUCAAAGGUGAUGGGGACCUGCUGCGAGAACGUCAUUGGCUACAUGCCCGUUCCGGUGGGAGUGGCCGGCCCGCUCCUAUUGGACGGGAAGGAGUUCCACGUUCCCAUGGCGACCACAGAGGGCUGUCUGGUGGCCAGCACCAACAGAGGAUGUCGAGCCGUCGCUCUGAGCGGAGGCUGCAGCAGUCGUAUCCUAGGAGACGGGAUGACCCGCGGCCCUGUGGUCCGGCUGCCCUCUGCCUGCCGGGCAGCCGAGGUCAAGGCCUGGCUGGAGACCCCUGACGGCUUCAGCACCAUCAAGCAGGCCUUCGACCACACCAGCAGGUUUGCCCGUCUGGAUAAGCUGCAGAUAGGCCUGGCUGGAAGGAACCUGUACGUCCGUUUCCAGUCCCAGACAGGAGACGCCAUGGGCAUGAACAUGCUCUCCAAGGGUACAGAGCAGGCUGUGUCUACCCUGCAGCAACAGUUCCCAGACCUGCAGGUGUUGUCGGUCAGCGGGAACUACUGCACCGACAAGAAGCCCGCAGCCAUAAACUGGAUCCUGGGCAGGGGCAAGUCUGCCGUGUGUGAGGCCACCGUCCCCGCCAAGGUCGUCCGAGAGGUCCUGAAGAGCAGCACGGCCGCGCUGGUGGAGCUCAACCUCAACAAGAACCUGGUGGGCUCGGCCAUGGCCGGCAGCAUCGGGGGCUUCAACGCCCACGCGGCCAACAUCGUGGCGGCCAUCUACAUCGCCUGCGGGCAGGACCCGGCCCAGACGGUGGGAAGCUCCAACUGCAUCACCCUCAUGGAGGCUGCCGGCCCCGGUGGAGAGGACCUGCACAUCAGCUGCACCAUGCCCUCCAUAGAGCUGGGCACGGUGGGGGGAGGCACCAACCUGGAGCCCCAACAGGCCUGCCUGCAGAUCCUGGGCGUCCAGGGCUCCAGUCCGGACCAGCCGGGUCAGAACGCCCGGCAGCUGGCCAGGGUGGUGUGUGGCACCGUCCUGGCCGGAGAGCUGUCCCUCAUGGCUGCCCUGGCGGCCGGACACCUCGUCAAGAGCCACCUCACACACAACCGAUCAAAGGUGAACUUGCCGGAAAUGCACCCGUCACACUCUGAGAAGGCAGCAUGACACACAAGAGGCAUCAACCAAUCGGAAGAGAGCAUCUCAUGACUACAAAGGACCUGUGAACUCUGGGAGUUGUGGUGAGAGAGGACUCGGCCCCUGCUCAAAGGCCCAUAAGACCGACUCUCCCGGGAGGAAGAGGACGUUUUGGGCCUGGACAGAAAUGCAUCCGAAAGCUUUGAAAGGCACAUUUCUGAGAGCCUGCUGACUGUCACACACACACACUGCAGAACGGAUACCUGUGUGGUGUUGAGUUGGCCCCGAUGGUGAACGAUUGUUUUUAAUUGAGAUUUUUUUGACAGUUUUAUUUAAAUGGAAACCCACAAAUGACGGCUCUUGUCGGUAGAUGACAAGUUGAUUGAGGUUCGCAGCGGGAGAAUGAACUCCUGUUGUGUGCACUGAAUUCUAAGCUUCCGAGUCACAGCUCCUGUGAUACUCAGACAAUCAUGUCCAAGGACGAGUCCAGUCAACAUCUCCCGUUCAGCAGGUUGUACCAAAUACCGCGAGAAUACGGCAUGCACACGAUCAGAAAUCACACUUCACAGGGUCGCUCUUAUCCCCGCAGAGAGCUCCCUUUGCACUUGCCAAAUAAUUGAGACGACAACCAUGAAAAAUGACAUUUCGUUUGGCGCUGAAAAGAUUGAUUUUUGUUUUGAAUGUUUUUAUUUAAUGGAGUUGUUUCGACAGAUGUCGAAUGUUGCUGUAUGAAUGCACUGCGGGGAGCUGCAAACCAGGAAGUGUUAAAUGUACAGUUUGAUUAGGUGAUUGCUUUAAAAAAAUAUAUAUAUAUUAUCUAUGAUCGGUAGUUUCACUGUCUCCCCUCAGCAGGGCGUGUAUGUGUAUGUGUACCGACGAGGUUAAUGAUGGUUGUGCAGCUCCUUGACUGAACCACUCAAUACAGACUCCUGGUCAUUUCAACAGCAGACGCACAAUCAUGUGUGAUUGUAUUAGCUGUGCGAAUGGGGAAAACUGGAAACUUAAAAAGCCAUACAAACCGCCUUCUUUAAUUGCUUCCUUAGACGUUAGCCUUCGUUGACGGGAUGGUAGUUGACGAGCAGAGCUCAAUGUGAAAGAGAUUGGUAUUUGCAGUGGGCUUAUUGAGUCUUAUUUGCUAUUGUUUAAACACAAUAAAACCGCACUAUUGGCCUUAUGACUUCAGAAUAUUCAACUCCAGCUUGUUCUAAAAGUAAUGCUACUGUACGACUAAUACCCAUCUGUCCAAUAACUUGUCUGUUCCCAGUGUAUUUUGCUACAAAUACAAAUGCUAUGUUUCCAGUAAAGACACCGUCUUUUGUUUGGUUUCUGUUUGUAUCUGUGUCUGAAAUCACAGCCACACAACAUAAGGAUAAGAAUGUCAUUUAUUUCUAAACAGGUCUGAAGUGCUACAUUUCACAGUACAGGUUGAUGUCGUUUCCUCAGUUUUAGUGUGAAUUUAUUUAUUUUCCCUCCGCACAAUCAUUCCCACGUUACAUUCAGUGCAAAUUAAGUCACCCAGAUUCUCGGGGGGGGGGGGGGGGGGGGG
This is a messenger RNA of Osmerus eperlanus (European smelt), 4276 nucleotides long. Its product is annotated as 3-hydroxy-3-methylglutaryl-coenzyme A reductase-like. Bases 22 to 2760 code for a protein of 912 amino acids. Gene Ontology annotation, molecular function: protein binding; hydroxymethylglutaryl-CoA reductase (NADPH) activity; NADP binding. The transcript has 19 exons. Gene Ontology annotation, cellular component: endoplasmic reticulum membrane; peroxisomal membrane. Gene Ontology annotation, biological process: isoprenoid biosynthetic process; coenzyme A metabolic process; sterol biosynthetic process. The record is from RefSeq and is a predicted model, not a curated record. NCBI's taxonomy places the organism in Eukaryota, Metazoa, Chordata, Actinopteri, Osmeriformes, Osmeridae.